Messenger RNA from Eruca vesicaria subsp. sativa (arugula), 369 nucleotides. Lineage: Eukaryota; Viridiplantae; Streptophyta; Magnoliopsida; Brassicales; Brassicaceae. The record is from the annotation of a GenBank genome assembly.
AUGGUAGAUUCUGAUGUCUUCACCAAUCGGAUUCUUCGGAGAUCGCGGGAAGGUUUUUGGGGGUUUGUCUCCCUCUGGUUAACCAGGUCUUUUUCAAUGAAAGUUUCUCUCUUGGAUUUAGGUCAAUCCAAUUGGGAUGGGAUUCUCAUGAGAAUCUGGGUGAUUGAGAAAUCUCAACGGAUUCAAUGUGAUAUUCGGUUUCCGCUUGUCCAAUCCCCGAUUUGGAAAGGAUGGCGAUGUAUUAUGAUCGGUAGAUCCUCUUUCGACUUGGUAAUCAAGGAUGUCCAAGUUGAGAACAUGUUGAUGUCUGCUACGGCUAUCAAGAUUGGUUUCGGUACCAAGGGCAGAUUUUGGGAACUGGAUAACUAA